Molecule: messenger RNA, 609 nt
Organism: Melampsora larici-populina 98AG31
Lineage: Eukaryota; Fungi; Basidiomycota; Pucciniomycetes; Pucciniales; Melampsoraceae
Exons: 3
Coding region: 1-609 (202 amino acids)
Source: RefSeq, a predicted model, not a curated record
AUGAGUAACAAUGAUGUUUCAACCCCUGUCAGCCUAUCAAGAUCACGUACCACUUCAGACCGUCAAGUAAGUCCCUCGUACAAUAUCGUUCUAGCAGGCGGAGAUUACACAUCUUUGGGUAUGAUAGCUUAUGGGGGAUUCUCUUCGGUUUGGAAAGCGAAAUCGAAAUCGGAUCAAUCUAUCUAUGCAGUCAAAGUUAUACACCGUCAUGAUGAACAAGCUACCAUACCAGGCUUGGAUCAUGUAAUCUUAACCGAGGACGUGAAAUUCUCGCCAUAUGAUGUCCCUACAUUCCGAAACCUCGUUGAAUCCUUGUUGAAAAAAGAUCCUGAAGAGCGAUUGAGCUGUAUAGAAGGCGUUGUGAAUCACGUGUACUUUGAUGAGAGCGAUGUGUUGCAAACGUGGCAUACUCAUCUCUGUCCCACAUUAACUUAUUCCUUGCCGGGUCAUGAUUUCCGCCGAUAUAAAAAGUGGGAUAGUGCUUUUAUGAUAGAUGUGAGAAUCAAAGGUUCAAAUACAGUCGAGAUACUUUUCAAGCGUUGUUCCGACAUGGCUCAUGAAGCCUUACAUGUUCAUGAAUUCAGAAAAUACUUGGGCGCCAAUGCUUGA